Molecule: messenger RNA, 4799 nt
Organism: Mya arenaria
Lineage: Eukaryota; Metazoa; Mollusca; Bivalvia; Myida; Myidae
Product: polyhomeotic-like protein 2
Exons: 20
Coding region: 77-2923 (948 amino acids)
Cellular component (GO): PRC1 complex
Molecular function (GO): protein binding
Source: RefSeq, a predicted model, not a curated record
GAACAACGUCAAAUUAAUGUAUGGCGAAAACAAAAAAAAACUGGUGAAAGAGCUGUAUGAUUAUGAGUAAUCCAACAUGACAGACGGUCAGCAACAACAACAAUCCAAACAACAACAACAGUCUACCGCACAACCACAGUCUGGAAAUCCAUCAUCAGCUCAACAGACAGGUCGCCAGAUGUCACAACAGACGCCCCAGGCUGGUUCUGCAGGCUCUCAACCUGCAGGGAACCAGUCUAGUCAACAACAACCACAGCAACAGCAGGUACAGCCCCAGGUACAGCAACAGCAGGCUAUACAGCCCCAACACCAAGCUAUACAACCACAGCAACAAGCGAUCCAGCCUCAGCAACAAGCGAUCCAGCCUCAACAACAAGCUAUUCAGCCUCAGCAGCAGGCUAUUCAACCGCAACAGCAAGCAAUUCAGCCACAGCAGCAGCAGCAACAACAACAACAACAACAGGCAAUGCAGCAACAGAUGCAACAGCUGCAGCAACAACAACAAAUGCAGCAACUGCCUCAGCUUCAACAGAUAGCCCCACAGACUCAGCAUGUGCUGCCAAACAUCCACAGUGUAACCUCUGUGCCUCUCAGUAUGGCCAUGACUGCUGGGGCAAUGAAUGGAGGCAUGACAGCGGGAAACCUUAGAUCACCACUGGGGCAAUUACCACAGGUCCAAGUUAUACACCAGGCAAUGCAGAGCCCGACGUUCAUGCCGGCACAGUUUGCCUACAAUCAACAGCAACAAUUUAUGCUGCAAAACAUGCAGGCAGCAAUGCAGCAAGCCAAUGUGAUGAGUAUGAAUCCCCAGCAGAUAAACAUGGCCAACAUGAUCGCUAUGCAGGGGCGGCCCAACACUAGCAUGUUCACUCCAGGGGCUGGGAUGUCACAACCCACUACACCAACCACACCAAAUGUGAUGAGUAUUGCAUCAACCAUGACCUCCCAGCCAGGAUCAACAACAACUACUGCCAGCAACAACACCAACAAAACAGCAGUGGCAGGCACAAAGCCUGCUGGCCAACAACAACAACAGAAUCAGCAACAGGCUGGACAGCAACAAAAUCAGCAGCAGCAGCCUAAUUACCUGGGACAGGUGCAACAAGCGCAGGCGACAGCUAUGAUUGGUGGAAAACCCAUCAUCCUUGGACAGGCCGGGGGUCUGCUACAGGGUCAAAUAGGUGUAAUAUCAGCGGGGCAGUUACAGACCACACAGGCUUAUGCUACUGGUCAGACAUUUGGGCAACUGCAGUCCAAGCAGGGCCAGCAGAUCAGCAUGGCGACUAACAAUGGUCAAGGUCAGAUCCAGCUGAACAGUUCCCAGGGAACGAUUCGAUUCUCUCAGCCUCAGUGUAUUGUCAGCAACACAGGCAACGCCCAGCUGAUUUCUUCCCAGCCUGUAUUUACCAAUCAGAUGAUCCAAGCUAUGGCCUCACAGCUUCAACAUUUCCCCAACCAGCCCAUCAUGUUAGCACAGGGAAAUACACAGACACUUAAUACAGGUCAGAAAUUGUAUAUCAAUCCUGUUCAGACCCAAAAUCUCAUGACGGGGAUGCAGACUGCUAUGAACACAGGCUUCAAAAGCCCCACACAACAAAAUGUUCAGACUGUAUCCAUGCCAAUACAGAAGCAAACCACAGCAGCACAGACAGGAAAAGUCUUGCUACCCUCCAUGUCCAAAACCGUCACCACUGCCAAAGUCCCCCCUAAUAGUGCCUCAGGAGGUUUGGCCAAACCAGGAACCAACCCUAUGGCUAAGCCAAAAGGGCGCCCUAAAGGGUCUGGCAAGGCCUCUCCAGCUGUUUCUACACCUACAGCAGCAACCAAUCAGAGCAGACCUGACUCCACCCCUUCCUGUCAAUCAAAACCUUCUACUCCAACCUCAUUGGCUUCUGUGGUGGGGUCACCUGACAUGAAGAGCCAAUCAGAUUCAGAGUUAGAAGUUCCAAAAAAGCUUACCAUUGAUGAGACUGCCACUGAAGCUCAGGACCAAGGGAAUGUAGAGGCUACACCAGAUGUGGAAACGGCUGAAAAGAAACCGGUUAUUCCUGAGAAGCCAACCCCACCACCAGAUCUGCCCCUAGAGCCACGUCCAAGCAUCAUAGCCUCCGAACAUCCCGUACAUGUGGAAAGGCAGCGUGCCAUUGUGAAACCCCACAUUCUAACACAUGUCAUUGAGGGUUUUGUCAUACAAGAGGGUCCAGAACCUUUCCCGGUUCAAAGGUCCUCUCUGCUGACAGAGUUUAUUCCUCCAAAGCCUGGUCAGCCAGUGGAACAAUCUUCCCUUAUUUCCUUGGAUGAGGAUGAUAUGGAUCAGGAUGAGGACAGUCACGAGGAACAAGGACCUCUAAAUGGCCAGGCCAUGCAGUGUGAAUUCUGUAACACAGUUUUUUCAAGUCACACCCUUGGCCAAAGAUUCUGCUCAAAAUCUUGCGCUAAGCGUUUCAACGUAGGGUGUACAAAACGUCUUCAUCAAUUUCCUGGCCGGCAUAAAGAUGCACGGUCUUUAAAGCGGAAGCGCAAAGGCAAGAAGUCCUGGAGAGGAAACAGACUGGCCAGUUCGAGUUCCCUGAUGGGAGAGUUGGAAGACCAGAGCAGCUCAAUGAGCCAAGAGGAGACACCGUCCCCCGCCACAACACCUGACCACCCCCGCAACACCCCACCCCCUGACUUACAGAUGGAGGGCGAAUACAUGCCACCACACGUCAGCCCCACGAAAUGGAAUGUUCAAGAGGUGUAUGAGUUUAUCAAGAAUCUGCAAGGGUGCGCAAUGUACGCUGAAGAGUUCCGCUCCCAGGAGAUUGACGGGCAGGCCUUGUUACUGUUGAAGGAAGACCAUCUUAUGAGUACAAUGAACAUGAAACUGGGCCCUGCUCUGAAAAUAUGUGCCCGCAUAAAUGCAAUUAAGGAGGAAACAGGAUGAAGUAAUUCUGUGUUUCCACAUUGAGACUUAGUUUGAUACGCGGGUGUGCCACGGCUUACAGAUCUGGAAAAUAUGGGUGUCAGAUUGAUGCAUUUAAGAAAUCGGAUGAGGUAAGGUGAAGAUUGGGUUCAUUGACUUUUUGGAAGAUGGUUGUACCUUAGGACUGUGGAGUUUGGCAUUAUAAAAUGUACCGGUAUGUGCCAUGACCAGUGCCAUUUCAGACAAAUCAGUGUUUAGAUCUAGGGUUAUUAGACUCUCAAUCAAGAAAUGGGUAAGCAUGCCAUAGUGCCGGAAAGAUGGAUGAGUUAAACUUGGGAUCAUACAUGUAUGAGCCAGUGAUGCUUGUCUUUUUGACUAUUGUUGUGUUCAAUACAGAAUGUGACAAAAUUGGAUGAAAUAGUUGAAAAAUCAUCAUUUCGCUUUCAAAAUGCUCAUUGGGUUUUGCGUUUUAUUAUGUUUAUGGAUCUUAAGGAUGACUGUUCAAAUUUUACAUAUGAGGUUAAACUUGCAAUAAAUAAAAUGUGCUACAGUGGGUAUAUUAAUGAUUUAGGCUACUUGAUGGCUUCAAAGGGAAAUCAGGGCAGUAAAUGAAAUUGCUGCUGUGCCAUAUAUCAGUCAAAACCCUGAGUGACUUAUAUAUAUAUAUAUAUAUAUAUUUCUCACCCCUGCCCGGUUAGCUCUCAAUGUUGUUUUAUUUGAUAAGGAGCUUAAAAUCUGGUAAUGGUGCAUUAUUUUUAAAAGUUACACAUAUUUUUUUUAUUUGACAAAAAUAAAUAUGCUCUCCACCCCAACUUUGAAACAAAACAUUAUUUUUCUCUGGUCUUUUAGGUUUGUACAGUGGAAUGAAGAAAUAGCCCAUGUUAUUAACUUGUCAGCAUUGAAUCUCAUUGAUGUAAACUGUUCUGUUGAUAAUUCUUUUUUCCAUCUUUUAUAUCCUGCUAUGUUUUCUUAUUUCUGUCUUACUCUAAACUUUUGUGCUAUCUUUUAGAUAUAUUUGUUUAGGUAUGUUUUUGUUAUCUUUUAGUGCAUGGUUUCUGUAUUUUAUCUUGUUUAAUAUUGAGGAGAUUUUCCUCUGGUUAUUUUGUAAUAAAAUUUCAUUUAUUUUACAACGGAAAAAUUAAAUAUUUAACUUAUUUUUAUAGAGUGUUUCGUAAAUUUUGAUGACAAAAGUUCUGAAACAUAUAUACUUGUGCCUCAACUUUCCCAACUCUAGCAGGGGUUCUAAAGUCUUACAUUUGCAUCAAAAACAGUUGGAAAGUUAGCACCUAGACAUGAAAAUAAAUGACUUCAGAACAAUUUCAUAAGGGGUCUCACCCACUUUAUACUGCUUUGGGCAUGAACUUUGAGUACUCAAACAGUCCCUUUGCUAUUUUUCAGCUUGACAGUUAUCAGUUGUUAGACCCCCUGCAGUAAUGUUAAUUUAUUAAACAUGACUUUACUUUCAUCAUUUAUAUCUUUCUACAGUUUCUGUUUGGGUCUUAUAUCAUAAUACGCUACAUCACAAUUUUGUGCAAUAUUAUUAGUCCUAUUAAACAUGUUCACAAUAGUACCUGAAAAUAUUAAAACUUCAAAUUCAACGAGACUAUGAUGUGUUGUUAAAUCUAAAAGGUGCCUCAGCUUUAGAGACAUUUUUGCCCACAUGGUAGCUUCUGGUAUUAACCACACAAGAUUGAUGUUUCGUUCUGGUAUAACAGGAUUCAUUUAUUUUUUGUUGGUAUAUGAACUUUUUUUUAUCAAAUUGUAUUUCAUAUAGCUUAUUAAAAAUAUUUUUUUACGUUGUAUAAUUAUGUAUAAUUUUAGACGGUUUCUUAUGAUAAAUGGUAUGUAACAUUGUUUUGUCUGUAUAUUUUGUACAUUAAACAAUUAAUAACAGUGA